AUGACGGUCAACGUGCUGUUCGUGUGCUUAGGCAAUAUUUGCCGCAGCCCCGCGGCGGAAGGCGUGUUCAAAGCGAUCGUGCAAAAGUCGCAUGACAGGCCGGAGAAUUUCCACAUAGAUUCUUGUGGCACGGGUGGCGGCAGCUCCAACUGGUACAAACCGAACGGGUCGUCGUACCACCAAGGCGAGAGUUCGGACUCGCGUAUGAAGAAAGAGGCCAAGAAGCGGGGAUACCAUCUCACGAGUCGGUCGCGCCCCCUCGUCGCAGAAGAUCUCCGCUUGUUCGACCACAUCAUUUGCAUGGACAGCAACAACGUUCGCGCUGUCUUGGAGGCGGCCAAGUUCUGGGGACCAGAAUACAUCGCCCUCGCCAAUGCCAAGGUUUCCAAGAUGACAUCGUACUGUGUCACAAACACUGGAGCGGAUCACGUUCCCGACCCUUGGUACGAAGGAGGGUUCGACACCGUGCUGGAUCUGCUCGAAGACGCAUGCGAAGGCCUGUACAGCAAACUCGCGUCGUCCUCUUAA
Aphanomyces invadans is the source of this 528-nucleotide messenger RNA. RefSeq lists its product as hypothetical. The transcript is spliced from 2 exons. Lineage: Eukaryota; Oomycota; Saprolegniomycetes; Saprolegniales; Verrucalvaceae. Bases 1 to 528 code for a protein of 175 amino acids. The record is from RefSeq and is a predicted model, not a curated record.